CACUUCCAACUCCGCCCACUGCUCCUGCUCCAGCCCGCCUGCACCCGCCUACCACCAUUCUCCCACUCUUGCAGCGCGCCGAACCCUUACAAGGAUCACGCCAAGAAAAGACUCUCAUUCUUUCAUACAUCGCGUCGAGUCGGAGGAAGGAGACUCCGUUCAAUUCGAUUCGCCGCUCUCAUUCGUCGAUUCGCCGCCAUGUCCGCUCCGGAGAAGCCGCUGGUGUCGGAGAGGAGAUGGCGGCAGGCGGGCUGAGCCUGGGCGCGCGCGAUCUGUGCGCGCACCUGCUGAUUCCGCUGAACCGGUGCCGCACGGAGACGCUGUUCGCGCCGUGGAAGUGCAGCGACGAGCGACACUCGUACGAGAAGUGCGAGUACGAGCUGUUCCUCCGGCGGAUGAAAAAGAUGGAGGCCUUCCGCGAGGCCACGCAAUGAACCGAUAUAAGCACGCGCGAUAGGUUCAAGCAUUUGUUCCAGGCCAAGGAACUACUGGACUUGACUAAGGCAAGCCCUGUGACAUUCUCAAUGUAACUUUCUCGAGUGCAGCUGUGAUUACGAAAAACAAGCUGCAAGCUGUCUUGUGCAUACAUUCACUGUAGUCCGCAAUGUGCAUAGCAUGGUAGGUGUUGCAGUAUAUUGUAGGACUCAUUGUAAUCGAAGACAAUCGCCUGGUUACUCAAAAUAUGUGAUAUUCUAUAGGUUCCCUAUAGAAUAACCGUCAAUUAAUUUGGAGAUGCGUACAUACUUUAUCUUUACAGUUCAC
Molecule: messenger RNA, 762 nt
Organism: Closterium sp. NIES-67
Lineage: Eukaryota; Viridiplantae; Streptophyta; Zygnematophyceae; Desmidiales; Closteriaceae
Source: the annotation of a GenBank genome assembly